UAAUCUGUAGAUUUGAAUUUGAUUUGAUUGAAGUUGUUGAAGUUUGGCUAGUGUUGAAAAUUGAAAUUGUUGUCUAAUUUUUCGAAUUAAUUAUUUGUAAGUGUGAUUUCGCAAAAUGAAAAUCGAAGAAGUUAAAAGUACUGCAAAGACUCAAAGAAUUUCGGCACAUAGCCACAUAAAAGGCUUAGGUCUAGAUGAAAAUGGGGUUCCGAUUCAAAUGGCAGCCGGUCUCGUGGGUCAAGAAUCGGCAAGAGAAGCUGCAGGCCUGGUGGUGGAUAUGAUAAGAAGCAAGAAGAUGGCUGGUCGUGCCUUGUUACUGGCUGGCCCUCCAGGAACAGGAAAGACAGCUAUUGCAUUAGCCAUAGCUCAGGAACUAGGAAACAAAGUUCCCUUUUGUCCCAUGGUGGGAAGUGAAGUGUACAGUACCGAAAUUAAGAAGACAGAAGUACUAAUGGAGAAUUUUCGCCGUGCCAUUGGUCUGCGCAUUAGAGAGACUAAGGAGGUAUAUGAAGGAGAAGUAACCGAGCUAACACCUGUAGAAACAGAGAAUCCAGCUGGAGGCUAUGGAAAAACAGUUUCCCAUGUUAUAAUUGGAUUGAAAACAGCAAAAGGCACAAAACAAUUAAAGCUAGACCCCACAAUUUACGAGUCUUUGCAAAAGGAGAAGGUGGAUGUUGGUGAUGUCAUCUACAUUGAGGCAAACUCUGGUGCUGUGAAAAGACAAGGGAGGAGUGACACUUUCGCUACAGAAUUUGAUUUAGAAGCGGAAGAAUAUGUACCAUUACCAAAAGGCGAUGUCCACAAGAAGAAGGAGGUAGUCCAAGAUGUGACUUUACAUGACUUAGACUGUGCCAAUGCUAGACCUCAAGGAGGCCAUGACAUUAUGUCUAUGAUGGGCCAGCUGAUGAAGCCAAAGAAAACUGAAAUAACAGAUAAACUUAGAAAAGAAAUAAACAAGGUUGUAAACAAAUACAUCGACCAGGGAAUAGCAGAAUUAGUACCAGGAGUAUUGUUCAUUGAUGAGGUCCAUAUGUUAGAUAUAGAAACAUUCACAUAUCUUCAUAGAGCCCUUGAGUCAGCGAUUGCGCCUAUUGUAAUAUUCGCCACCAACAGGGGACGUUGUAAAAUAAGAGGCACAGAGGACAUUAUUUCACCGCACGGCAUUCCACUAGAUCUUCUAGAUAGACUGUUAAUCAUACGAACACUCCCUUACAACAAACCUGAACUCCUACAGAUCUUAAAACUACGCGCUGCUACAGAGGGCAUCGCUAUAGAGGACGAAGCGCUGACUGCACUGUCAGAAAUUGGCACUAAUAGCACUCUCAGGUACGCGGCGCAGCUGCUGACGCCCGCGUCGCUGACGGCGCGCGCGGAGGGCGCGAGCCGCAUCGCGCCGCCGCACGUGCGCGCCGUGCACACGCUGUUCCUCGACGCCAAGUCCUCCGCGCGCAUCCUCACGCAGCACUCCGAUAAGUACAUGAAGUAGCCUAUACAUCUGACCCCACUGAUUGUACUUUUUAAGUACGAGAGCCUGCGAUUACUAGACUUUCCUCAAAUUUCAAAAGUUGAUGUAUUGCCAAUUGGCAAGCGAUGUGAGUGAACAGAAAUGGACAAAAUAAAAAUAAAAAAAAUAAUAAGCUAAUUUAUCUCCUUAUACCCAUAGGAAUGGGAUCUACAAAUUUUUCAUGUUUUCAUUGACAUCAUAUGAGAAAUCAUAUUUUCUAUUACCAGUUCCCCAGUCACUUACUUAGCUUCGUGACAGCUUUUAGCCUCAACAGCUCAGUGGUAGAGGCUGGAUUCAUCAUCGUGAGGAGUUGGUUCGAUCCCCGUCCGCCAGAUUAUUGUCGUAUCCACUUCUAACACUGUCUUUUACGACUAAAUGGCCCCUCCAUUUAGUCGUAAAAGACGGGAAUAUUGGUCAUAUAUAUUCCUUUUGAAACUCUUUGACAAACUAAAAAGAUCAAACAUUUAAGGUAGCGAAAGGUUACUUAUGGUAACAUAAGCGAAACCAAGUGUCUGGCAACUAGGGACAUGAAUCAUGAUAUCCUAUAAGUAAGAAUGCGUUUUUUUCUUGAACAAUUGAAGCCCUAGACCCUUGAUAAUACUCGUACCUUCCAAAGCUACCACAAUUUAAACUACAUAUGGUUAUACGGCAAUCGCAUAAGCCAACAAAAUUUCAGCUUUCAUAAAAUGAGGUAAGUCUGGUCACCACAAGCUCUCAGUCUUUCGUUGUGUGAUAUCAAAAGCAUUGCCCUCUAUGUUAUAAAUACCUCAGUAAUACUGAAAACCUCAGCAAUAGGACUAUUGUCGAAUCCAAGUCAUUAAGGUUAUUUGGAGGAGAAGUGUAAUAUAAGUCACAUAUAAAUAUGACAAGUAUUCUUUAAAAAAAUACAAUGCAUAAGGCAUGGUUUCGUUCUGUGAAGGAAUUAUAAGUUUAUAGUUUAGCAUAUUUUGUUUACAGUAUAUUUGCCAAAUUAUACCUAUAAAUCUUUGACAUAACUACGAGUAAGUACAAAAUAUUCCGCAGUUCUAUGUUUUUCGUAUCAUUGUAAUUUUCAAUAAAAUAUGUAUUAUGUUUUGAAGUGCCUUAGAAUAAGAGUUUUAGUUUAUAAAACCGAAGAUUACAGAAGUAAUUAUUUUGUUUUAAUUCCUGAGGAAUGCAAUGUUCAAGGACAAACAAUGUAUCUUUUAAUAAAUAAGUUUUAUUAAAAA
Messenger RNA from Bicyclus anynana (squinting bush brown), 2712 nucleotides. RefSeq names its product ruvB-like helicase 1 (gene pont). Lineage: Eukaryota; Metazoa; Arthropoda; Insecta; Lepidoptera; Nymphalidae. The transcript is spliced from 10 exons. Gene Ontology annotation, molecular function: DNA helicase activity; ATP hydrolysis activity; ATP binding. The record is from RefSeq and is a predicted model, not a curated record. Gene Ontology annotation, cellular component: NuA4 histone acetyltransferase complex; Ino80 complex; Swr1 complex. Bases 116 to 1486 code for a protein of 456 amino acids. Gene Ontology annotation, biological process: regulation of transcription by RNA polymerase II; chromatin remodeling; box C/D snoRNP assembly.